UCUCGUGUUCAAAUUCGAUAUUUUGAAAGCCCUAUACGUGAGCCUGGGCCUCAUUGACCCGGCCUGUUAAUGUUAUAAGCCUACUCAACAGUCGUAAAUUCAUCGUCUUCCAAGUUUCGUCCACUUCUCGAAACCCUAACUCAAUCACCAGAAUCGAAACUUGAUGGAGGGACUUGGAAGCGAGGGCGGAGCAGCGGCGGCGCCACUGGCCCAAUGGCGGAGCGAUUUUGCGAGAGCAUUCCAGUACUAUUUGGAUCGGUCAACGCCUCACACUGUGAAUAGGUGGCUAGGAACCCUAGUUGUGGCAAUGAUUUACAUUCUGCGUGUGUACUAUGUUCAGGGGUUCUAUGUUGUCUCCUAUGGUCUGGGGAUCUACAUCUUGAAUCUCUUGAUCGGUUUCUUCUCCCCGAAGGUUGAUCCGGAGCUUGAGUCCUUGGAUGGCGCUUCAUUGCCAACAAGUGGUUCUGAUGAGUUUAAGCCUUUUGUCCGCCGCCUUCCUGAGUUUAAGUUCUGGUAUUCCAUCACAAAGGCAUUUGUUAUUGCAUUCAUCAUGACCUUUAUUUCUCUGCUGGAUGUACCCGUUUUCUGGCCAAUACUGCUAUGCUACUGGAUUGUUCUGUUUGUCCUCACAAUGAAACGACAAAUCCUACACAUGAUCAAAUACAAAUAUGUCCCGUUUGAUAUCGGAAAGAGGCGGUACUCUGGAAAGAAGUAGAGUCUGAAUGGGAGCGGUUUAUCUACAAAUCCAAAAACUAAAAUGGUGCUGAUUUGUAGAACCUUGUGCUAAAGCAAAAUGAUAAAUUUGGGUUCUUCAGUAUGUUUUGAAGGUAAUGUUCAUUCAAUAUAUUUGUACAUGUGCUAGACUCUCUAGUUUAGAAGAAGUGGAUGACAGGUCUUGUCAGGAUGCCCUGAUAGUUAAUCUUCCAUAGGCCUUAUCAGGGUUGGAGGUGCACUGCUUUCCGUCAAACAUUGCCUAUCAGAUUAAAUUAGACAUUGUUGAAACAGCAUUAGACCUGGUGCCACGGCUAACAGCUGUCUAUGUUGUAGUGUUUUUGUGUGCGUGUUGGGGGCAUUGAUUGACCCAUUGUGUUUGAUGCAAGCAAGGCAUGAUAAGAUGUUUCAUGUUCAGGUGGGUGUGUUUUCAUUCUCGCAUGCAUAAAUAAUGUUCACUUGCUUUUC
Molecule: messenger RNA, 1179 nt
Organism: Malus domestica (apple)
Lineage: Eukaryota; Viridiplantae; Streptophyta; Magnoliopsida; Rosales; Rosaceae
Product: protein RER1B-like
Biological process (GO): retrograde vesicle-mediated transport, Golgi to endoplasmic reticulum; protein retention in ER lumen
Cellular component (GO): Golgi membrane
Source: RefSeq, a predicted model, not a curated record